UCUAAAGAAUUCAAGUUGUCAUUUAUUCCAAGGGCAAUGGAGAAGUGCAUGGUGGGCAUGAGUAUAGACUAAUCCCUGACCAGCAAAGAAAUUCCCAGGAGAAACGGCCCAAAAGAUGUCAUCAGGGAGCUGUACAAUGACGAAAGGAGAAGGGGCUUUGGUUUCCUGACCUGAUGUGGUCUCCGCUCUGGUUUGAGGGGAAAUGCCUUAUGUCCAGCACUUGCAGAGAUCUGACGAUGGAGAGUUCUGGCAAUGGAAGCCCUGCCCAGGUUUUCAGCUUAUGUCCAGAUGGUGAGUGCAGGACACUGGAUGAUGGCAGCCGCAUCCCCAGCAGCCAAGUCCCAGCACACUCAGGAGCUAGCACUGAGUUCUGGGAGAACUCUGUGUUUUUAGCCCAAACCAUCAUCCCCCAGCUUCCUCUCUCAUUAGAAGGGUUUCCAGGCUCAAAACCUGAUCUGACCUCUCAGAUGGAUAGAGGUGAAAGGCUGUGCAUCCAGAACCUUCAGGGAAUGGAGGACAGAGAGACCCUGAAAAGUGCUUAUCCAGACUAUGGGAUUGAGCCUGAAAACAAGGAGGUUAUUCCAAAGCAGGAAGUGUCUGAAGAAGAUGAAUUCAAGGGCAUACUGUGGACAGGCUUGCAAAAGACUGUUCCUGAGGAGCCUGAACUUGAAGAAGCCCGUGACUCCAAGGACAGUCUAGAGGAGCACAAGGGUAGUCUGGUGUUGAUGAGACUGAGACAUUCUCCCCCUCCCCAAGACAGUGGUUUCAACCACAUGUCUCUCUCCCAAGGGAGUGUCCCUAAAGAAGAGGCUGAGAAAAGCUAUGAUCCCAGCUCAGACCCUGUUCCAGGUGGUAUAGAAACUCUAAAAGAGAGAUCUCAGAGAUGUGGUGUGUACGACAAAGGCUUUGGACAGGGUUCGGGGCCCCUGACCCAUCAGAAUGUCAAUCAUGGGAAAAAACCCUAUGAAUGUAGCGAAUGCGACAAGGCCUUUAGCCGGAGGUCGUACUUUAUUGAACAUCAAAGGAUCCAUAGUGGCGAGAAACCGUAUGAUUGUAGUGAGUGUGGCAAGGCCUUCAGGUGGUAUUCUGAUGUUGUUUCCCAUCAGAGAAUUCACCGUGGGGAGAAACCUUACCAAUGUAAUGAUUGUGGCAAAGCCUUCCGGAAGAGCUCAGACCUUAUCCAGCAUCAGAGGGUUCAUAGUGGGGAGAAGCCCUAUGAAUGUAGUCAUUGUGGCAAAGUCUUUGGUCGAAGCUCCAGCCUCAUUCGGCAUCAAAGAAUUCAUAGUGGAGAGAAGCCCUAUGAAUGCAAUGCAUGUGGGAAGGCUUUCAGAGAUAUUUCUACUUUUAUUAACCAUCAGAAAAUCCAUAGUGGAGAGAAACCCUAUGAAUGUGACGAAUGUGGGAAAGCCUUCAGUCGGAGCUCCAGCCUUAUUGAACAUCAGAGGAUUCAUAGUGGAGAGAAGCCCUAUGAAUGCAAUGAAUGUGGGAAGGCCUUCAGGUGGUGCUCAGACCUGGUUCCACAUCUCAGAAUUCAUAGUGGGGAGAAACCUUUUGAAUGUAAUGAAUGUAAAAAAUCCUUUAGGAAGAGCUCAGAUCUGAUUUUGCAUCAGAGGAUUCAUAGUGGAGAGAAGCCCUAUGAAUGCAAUCAGUGUGGGAAGGCCUUCAGGAAGAGAUCUGACCUCAUUCAGCAUCAUAGAAUUCACAGUGGAGAGAAACCUUUUAAGUGUAACGAAUGCGAGAAAGCUUUUAGGACCCGGUCUGAUCUCGUUCAGCAUCUGAGAAUUCACAGUGAUGAGAAACCUUAUGAAUGUAAUGAAUGUGGGAAAGCUUUCAGGCAGAACUCAGACCUGAUUCAGCACCAGAGAAUCCAUAGUGGAGAAAAGCCCUAUGAGUGCAACCAGUGUGAGAAAGUCUUCUGUCGAAACUCGAGCCUCAUUCGACAUCAGAGAACUCACAACAGAGAUUCACAUUCAGGGUGUUAGCCAUCCCCUGUCCACGCUAGGGACUCUGGGGAAAAUUGCAGGCUCAAUAUCACUUCCUUCUGGUAGCAAACGAUAACAGCUGUUUGAACAACUGAUUGAUCACCAUUAGAGCGAGGGAACGGGACUGUUGAAAAUGAAUAUUUACAACGACUCAUCCCUGGCUUGAUCAGCUUUCAGAAUGGCCUCUCAGGUCAGGGACUGAAAUGGAAGAGGCUGUAUGCCCCCACCCCCAC
Messenger RNA from Gracilinanus agilis (Agile Gracile Mouse Opossum), 2215 nucleotides. Its product is annotated as zinc finger protein 883-like. The record is from RefSeq and is a predicted model, not a curated record. The coding region runs from base 174 to 1982 and encodes 602 amino acids. The transcript has 5 exons. NCBI's taxonomy places the organism in Eukaryota, Metazoa, Chordata, Mammalia, Didelphimorphia, Didelphidae.